Messenger RNA from Clarias gariepinus (North African catfish), 1503 nucleotides. RefSeq names its product prostaglandin E synthase 2-like (gene ptgesl). NCBI's taxonomy places the organism in Eukaryota, Metazoa, Chordata, Actinopteri, Siluriformes, Clariidae. Gene Ontology annotation, molecular function: prostaglandin-E synthase activity. Bases 34 to 1149 code for a protein of 371 amino acids. Gene Ontology annotation, cellular component: mitochondrion. The transcript is spliced from 7 exons. The record is from RefSeq and is a predicted model, not a curated record.
GGGUCUGGCGGUGGAGUGUGACGUCAGAGCAAGAUGGCGGCGUCCUGCGCGAGAAGCCUGGGGCAGGUCGGUGUCCGGCUGCUUUCACACGGCGCGCGCCGCUCCGCAGCGCUGAAUCCGGCGCUCGUGCCGAGCACGCGACCCUACUGUGCGCGCGCCUACAGCGGCUUUGCGCGCGCCGCGCGGCGGGCAGGAGGCGCCCAAGCGGCGCUCAGGUGUGUGUACCUGCUCGGGGGAGGACUCGGGCUGUACUACACUGUUAAACACACACUGCGGACACAACACCGCGCCGAGCACAUCAAGGCGGAGGAUGAAGGCUGGGACCUGAAGCUAAAGUUGUAUCAGUAUAAAACCUGUCCGUUCUGCAGUAAGGUGCGAGCCUUCCUCGACUACCAUGGCCUCCCGUACGAGGUGGUGGAGGUCAACCCCGUCAUGAGGCAGGAAAUCAAGUGGUCCAGCUACAGGAAGGUCCCCAUCGUUUUGGUCAACGGAAACGUGCAGCUGAACGACUCGUCCGUGAUCAUUAGCGCUCUGAUGACGUACCUGCUCAGCAGGGAGAAGAGCGUUCCUGAGAUCCUGGCUUGUUAUCCCGAGAUGAAGGCGAAGAAUGAGAGCGGCAAGGACGUGACCGAGUUCGGGAACAAGUACUGGGUGAUGGUGGACGAGAGCAAACACCCGCAGACCUACCCCGAGAAGACGUCUAGACAAGAGGAGAUUAAAUGGCGUAAGUGGGCAGACGACUGGCUGGUGCACCUGAUCUCCCCGAACGUGUACCGCACCCCGGCCGAGGCUCUGGCGUCGUUCGACUACAUCGUGCGCGAGGGAAAGUUCGGCGCGUUCGAGGGCUUCGUCGCCAAAUACAUGGGCGCGGCGGCCAUGUGGCUCAUCUCCAAACGCCUGAAGAGCAGACAUCACCUGCAGGACGACGUGAGACAGGACCUGUACCAGGCGGUGAACGACUGGGUGGCGGCCAUCGGGAAAAACAAGAAAUUCAUGGGAGGAGAAAAACCCAACCUCGCCGAUCUGGCGGUGUUCGGGGUCCUGAGGGUCAUGGAGGGGCUCGAGGCUUAUGACGACAUGAUGAAGAACACCAAGGUGAAGAAGUGGUACAGUCGCAUGAAGGAGGCUGCGCACCAUCAUCCCAAAUGAUCCACACACACACAGCUUCAGAUCUGAAACGGUUCCUGUUAACAGCGUCGGAUUUAUUCAGUGCAAAAUACUGUACAAAAUUCUGCUAAUUACAGCAAACAGCCAGCAGAGGGCGCUGCUUCUGUGGUGUCUGAUUUGUCUAAUAAUUUCUUUCUUUCUCUCUACGUUAUGAUCUGAUUGUCAAUAAGGAGAAGCGAUAAAGAGCAAUAUUAGGAACAGAUUCAAGCCGGGCUGAAGGUUCGAUCUCUUUAACUGACUUUACUCGGUAGUCUGAGAAAAUGAUAAAGUAAUGGCACCCCUUUGACUAAAUAUUGUUGAUUAUCAAAUGCGUGACUCAAUAAAUGACAAAAUCUC